AUCUAUUUGACUGUCGGGUUGGGUAUAUUUGGGUAUUUUCAGGUCCUCCAUCCGUGCUCCAUGUGAUUACCCUGCUUCUUAGAAAAAGUGAAACAUAACCAAAAAUAUUUAAAAUUUAGUCCGAAAUCGAAAAAUUUUACAACUUCGCAGAUCCUUGUUCAUAAUUUUGUUAAAAAUGACUGCAAGAGAAGUGAACAAGACGAAAUUGUCGAAAGGUAUUUUGGAAAUGAAGUUCAUGAAACGAACCAAAGAGAAAGUUGAGAAGCAACUAUUUCAAGAAGAAGGCAAAGAAUACUUCGGGGCACAGCUGACUAAUCACAUGAAGAAAGGAUCGGAUAAAUUCAUCAUUGAGCCAAGCUUUGUGUUUUGUGAAGGUUUGCUUGACGGUCGAGUGAGCUUUCGCGGUAUGAAUCCAGAGAUAGAGAGACUGAUGGAAUUGGAAGAAGAAGCUAAGCAAGCUUUGACCCGGAAACAGAAUGAAACUGAAAUAUCUGAUGAACAGAUGGCAAAGCAUUACAGAUCCUCAGCAGUGGAUACAAUGGCAAAAAAAUUCAGGACAAAACAUGAAAACAAGAAAUAUGUAAGGGAUGACAGCAUCGAAAUAGAACCCGUAGAGAAAAAACCUAAAUUUUUGAAACCAUCGUACUAAGAAGGGUGAUCGUAUACUAAAUGUAUUUUAUAUUUGGAUAAAUGAAACACCUGAUCUUGCUAAAUGCCUCUUAUUUUUAACAAGAGCUGAAGAUUUGUGUUAAAUAAUAAUUAAUUUUCGUAAAUACACGUUUGCGUGUGUGUGUGUGUUAGGUAUUUGGUAGCUUCAUAGUUUGAAAUUUGGUUUCGAACUUAAAAUAGCAUAGAAAACAUAUAUUUUGUAUGUCUCUGCAUGUAACUCAAAUCUCAAAUUUUGUAUAAUGCAUAUUUUUUCCUCUCUUUUUCUCCACAGGUAGAUUUACCUGAGUUAAAUUCAUGCUUUCCAGAAUUACCAACUAAUGGGUACAUCUAGUAUAAUUGUUCUUAAUAUUUAUUGUAAGAUCAAAACUUUUUCAUUAAAUUAAUUUUAUCAGCAAUAUACAGUACAAGAAUAUUUUUAUUAAAUAAUUGUAAAACUUUACAACGUAUUAACAUUUUUAAGAUAUAGUCCUGUACAUAUAUGCCAGUUGAAAAAAGAAAAUCCGAAUUGCUGCCACAA
This is a messenger RNA of Neodiprion fabricii, 1186 nucleotides long. It is a transcript of the gene Mpp6, whose product is annotated as M-phase phosphoprotein 6. The coding region runs from base 176 to 649 and encodes 157 amino acids. Gene Ontology annotation, biological process: maturation of 5.8S rRNA. NCBI's taxonomy places the organism in Eukaryota, Metazoa, Arthropoda, Insecta, Hymenoptera, Diprionidae. The record is from RefSeq and is a predicted model, not a curated record. The transcript is spliced from 4 exons.